Molecule: messenger RNA, 612 nt
Organism: Fomitopsis serialis
Lineage: Eukaryota; Fungi; Basidiomycota; Agaricomycetes; Polyporales; Fomitopsidaceae
Exons: 5
Coding region: 1-612 (203 amino acids)
Source: RefSeq, a predicted model, not a curated record
AUGGUGCUCCUUGUGACAUGGCGCCAUCUGCGCGGGACGCUGAAGACAUCUCGCAUCGGCACGAACAGAGUGUCGCUGGGCCUGCUCCUGCUCAGGGAUGGAACACUGUACUUUGUGAUGCUUCUCUUGCUCAACAUCGCCCAGAUCAUUGCGGUCCUAGACUUUGGCCAAAACUUCGACCCCAUCCCAGACUUCAUCUUCCCGAUAACCAUCAUCAUCAUCUCGCGCUUCAUCCUCAACCUCCGGCGGUUCUCGCAGAACACCGGCGACCCGCUCGAGUCGCACAGCUGGACGUCCGGGCCCGAGGAGCGGGGCGGGCACCAGUCCAUGCCGCGGUCGUACCUCUCCAGCAUCAUGUUCCGCUCGGGCACCGCGCGCCCGGGCGAGUCCGAGCGCACCGCCGCCUCGCUGAGCGACGGGAUCAUGGUCAAGGUCGCGACGUUCAGCGACGCGGACGACUUCCUCGCGAGACAGGAGGAGGACAGCGACCCGGAGGCGAUGGAGCUCGAGCGCGUGCCGUACCGCCCCAGCUCGACAGGCAGAGCUUCCAGCCCCGCGCGCAUCCGUAUCAGCAGCAACAGCACUACGACCAGCUCGAAUACGGCCGGGUAG